This is a messenger RNA of Hevea brasiliensis (rubber tree), 3467 nucleotides long. Its product is annotated as transportin-1. Lineage: Eukaryota; Viridiplantae; Streptophyta; Magnoliopsida; Malpighiales; Euphorbiaceae. The record is from RefSeq and is a predicted model, not a curated record. Gene Ontology annotation, biological process: protein import into nucleus. Gene Ontology annotation, molecular function: nuclear import signal receptor activity; small GTPase binding. Bases 145 to 2826 code for a protein of 893 amino acids. The transcript is spliced from 29 exons. Gene Ontology annotation, cellular component: cytoplasm; nucleus.
CGUAUAGACACCCAGAAAAAAAAAAAAGAAGAAGAAAGAAAGAAUAACAGAGCUAGUCUCCCUCUCCUUAGCCUCGCCAGCUGCUACACUUACACACGCCCACCAAAAUCUGUCUCCCAAUAAAAGCUCGGAAAUUGCAUAAAAAUGGCAGCGACGGCGAGUGCCUCUUGGCAACCACAGGAAGAUGGGUUGAAGGAGAUCUGCGUGUUGCUGGAACACCAGAUUUCUCCUUCUUCAUCUGCUGACAAGUCCCAGAUUUGGCAGCAACUUCAGCACUACUCUCAAUUUCCCGAUUUCAACAAUUACCUUGUUUUCAUUCUUACUCGCACUGAGGGUAAAUCUGUGGAAAUUCGACAAGCUGCUGGUCUGCUGCUGAAAAACAACCUCAAAACUGCAUAUAAAUCAUUGACUACGGCAUGCCAACAGUAUAUUAAGUCAGAGUUGUUGCCUUGUUUAGGAGCAGCAGAUAGGCAUAUAAGAUCAACGGUUGGGACCAUUAUAAGUGUUGUUGUUCAAAUAGGGGGAAUUUCAGGGUGGCCUGAGCUGUUGCAGGCUCUUGUAACUUGCUUGGACAGUAAUGAUCUUAAUCACAUGGAAGGUGCUAUGGAUGCUCUGUCUAAGAUUUGUGAGGAUAUCCCUCAAGUUUUGGAUUCAGAUGUACCCGGCUUGUCUGAUCCCCCAAUCAAGAUAUUCCUUCCUCGAUUUUACCAUUUUUUCCAGUCACCACACAGUUCGUUGAGAAAGCUUGCCUUGGCUUCUGUGAAUCAGUACAUUAUGUUAAUGCCUGCUGCUUUGUAUGCAUCUAUGACUGAAUAUCUUCAGGGUUUGUUUAUUCUUGCUCGGGAUCCUACUUCAGAAGUGCGGAAAUUGGUUUGUGCAGCUUUUGUUCAAUUAAUUGAAGUCCGUCCAUCUUUUUUAGAGCAUCAUUUGAAGGAUGUUAUUGAAUAUAUUUUGCAAGUCAACAACGAUAGUGAUGAUGAAGUAGCUCUUGAAGCAUGUGAAUUCUGGUCUGCAUACUGUGAUGCUCAGUUAUCACCUGAAAACUUAAGAGAAUUCUUGCCCCGCCUAAUUCCAGUUUUGUUAUCAAACAUGGUUUAUACCGAUGAUGAUGAGUCACUUGUUGAGGCUGAGGAGGAUGAGUCUCUCCCAGAUCGUGAUCAGGAUCUGAAACCACGUUUUCAUUCAUCACGACUUCAUGGAUCAGAUAGUGUGGAUGGUGAUGAUGAUGACAUAGUUAAUAUAUGGAAUUUAAGAAAAUGCAGUGCAGCUGCUCUGGAUGUUCUAUCAAAUGUGUUUGGAGAUGAGAUUCUUCCAACACUGUUACCUGUUGUUCAGGGUAAGUUAUCUGCUACUGGUGAUGAAGCCUGGAAAGAAAGGGAAGCAGCUGUCUUGGCUCUUGGUGCUGUAGCUGAGGGUUGUAUUAAUGGUCUUUAUCCUCAUCUGUCUCAGAUUGUGGAAUUUCUUAUUCCCUUAUUAGAUGAUAAGUUCCCCCUCAUACGGAGUAUUUCUUGCUGGACACUUUCUAGAUUCAGCAAAUACAUUGUUCAGGAAAGUGGCCAUGAAAAAGGAUUUGAACAAUUUGACAAGGUUCUUAUGGGUCUUUUACGAAGAAUAUUGGAUACUAACAAGCGGGUCCAAGAAGCUGCUUGUUCAGCUUUUGCAACACUAGAAGAGGAGGCUGCCGAAGAGUUGGCACCCCGCUUAGACAUUAUUCUACAGCAUCUCAUGUGUGCUUUUGGGAGAUAUCAGAGACGGAAUCUCAGAAUUGUAUAUGAUGCUAUUGGAACUCUUGCGGAUGCUGUUGGAGCAGAACUGAAUCAGCCCACAUAUCUUGAAAUUUUGAUGCCACCAUUGAUCGGAAAGUGGCAGCAGCUUUCAAAUUCAGAUAAAGAUCUUUUUCCAUUGCUUGAGUGCUUUACAUCCAUAGCACAGGCAUUGGGUCCGGGGUUCUCUCAAUUCGCUGAGCCUGUGUUUCAGAGGUGUAUACAUAUCAUCCAGAGCCAACAUGUGGCAAAGGUUGAUCCUGUUUCAGCAGGAGUUCCAUAUGAUAAAGAGUUUAUCGUCUGCUCUCUGGAUCUCCUUUCUGGACUUGCUGAGGGUCUUGGUAGUGGGAUAGAGAGUUUGGUUUCACAAAGUAGUUUGAGGGACCUGCUUCUGCAAUGUUGUAUGGAUAAUGGCACUGAUGUUCGUCAAAGUGCCUUUGCACUCCUUGGAGACCUUGCCAAAGCAUGUGCUGUUCAUUUGCGGCCUCGAUUGCAUGAAUUUCUUGAUGUUGCAGCUAAACAACUGAACACCCCCAAGCUCAAGGAAACUAUGUCAGUAGCAAAUAAUGCUUGUUGGGCUAUCGGAGAAUUAGCGGUUAAGGUUCAUCAAGAAAUUUCUCCUAUUGUUAUGACCAUUAUAUCGUGCUUAGUUCCAAUACUUCAACAUUCAGAGGAGCUGAACAAGUCCCUCAUUGAAAAUAGCGCAAUCACACUUGGGAGGCUUGCAUGGGUUUGUCCUGAGCUUGUAUCACCACACAUGGAGCAUUUCAUGCAAUCAUGGUGCAUUGCUUUGUCUUUGAUUCGUGAUGAUAUUGAAAAGGAGGAUGCUUUCCGAGGCCUGUGUGCAAUGGUUCGAGCAAAUCCUUCAGGAGCUUUAAGCUCACUUGUUUUCAUGUGCAAAGCUAUAGCAAGUUGGCAUGAAAUAAGGAGCGAGGAGCUGCACAAUGAAGUUUGUCAGGUGUUGCAUGGUUACAAACAGAUGCUUGGAAAUGGAGGAUGGGACCAGUAUAUGUCUGCUCUGGAGCCUCCGGUGAAGGAGAAGCUUUCAAAAUAUCAAGUAUAAUGCUAUUCAAGUUUUGCUUGCUAAACCUUUGCAUACUAUUUGGGUCUUCUGUGCUGGGUAUUUGCAUCAGCCAUGAUAAUCAUUUUGCGCUUUGUCCUAUAUGAUUGGAGCCACAAGUCAUUUAGGCACAGACCAGGAUUUGGUCGCCAUUUUUUUCAUGCAAAGCAUUGGUAUUGCCAUAAUUCUAUGAAGCUUGAAGCUAAUAUGCACCUCUUCUAAGUAUUCAACAGAUUGGUUCUCUGAGUCGCAUAUGGUUCGAGAAAAAUGAAGGAAUUGGAAUAUAGAAAUGGUAGGCAGGGGUGCAGCUUCCAAGCUUUUGAGAGCAUUUUUCAUAUUGGAUGUUUUGUAUGAGAGUAUGGCCUAUAAUGAUCUCAUUAAAGCUUCCAAUUCUUUUUAUUUUUGGGUCUUAUGUUUUUGUUUUUUUCCCUCAAGAGUUGAUAGGUUUUUGUGUGAUUUUCCCAGAUUUUGUACAACAGGCAUUGACAAUGAUUUGAUUACAAGUUUUUUUUUUUUCAGUUCAUCAUUCUUCAAGGUUUGUAACUAAUAGUCUAGGAUGAAUUCAGUAUCUUGUUUCAUGAGGGAGUGAUAUUGGAACCUUGUAUCUUAUAUUAUUUAUUCAAUCGGUAUUUUGUUUGGAUUUA